AUCCGCUCAAAGCACAGAGGAAAAGUAGGCUGAAAAGCGAGAGAGAGAGAGCUCAGCCAGCAGCGGAGUUCGUUUAGAGACGUUAUCGGACUUGAAAGCCUCCAACUCGCCGGAAUUCAGAGUCCUCGUUCGAGUCCGCUCCUCUUCCCUCUCUCUCACUUUAGAAGCCCCGGAGAGCGUAUAGAGAGAGAGAGAGAGACACCGCUUACUUCGCGAACCCACCGGAGUUCGAAUUUCCAUUUCCACGGCGUCUAGGGGAUUGUCUUGCUGCCCGCGUUAGGGCUUCUCACUGUUGGAUUAGGUUGCGCUGAGGGGAAUCGUCCUGCUUCCGCGGUUCUGGGUCGCUAGGGUUUUGUCGGGAAGUGGGGGAAUCCGACCCAACUCUUAUGACGGUAAAUUUGGCUGAUUUGGUGGCUCCCUGAUGUUCACUCCCCAGAAGAAGGUCUGGCUGGACUGGCCCCUCUCCGCCCGGAAGCGCGGGGCCGGGUCGGGUCCCGGUUCCGGUGGGCUAAGUGCGAACCCUAGCGACGGGAAGGGGAAGAGUGUCGCGCCCGCCGAGCCCGCGACUCCGCCUCUUGGCCCCAACGGGAUGGCAGUUGACGGAGAUGAUCUGGCCGAGAAGGUUUCGCAGCUCGAGAAGGAGCUUUUCGAGUACCAAUACAAUAUGGGGCUUGUCUUGAUUGAGAAGAAAGAGUGGACUGCUGAAUAUGAGAGACUGAAGGAAGUUCUCGCUGAAACUAAGGACGCUCUUAAACGAGAACAAACUGCUCAUUUAAUUGCAAUGUCGGAGGUCGAGAAAAGAGAGGAUGAUUUGAGGAAAGCUCUCGGAGUUGAGAAGCAGUGUGUGAGCGAUCUGGAGAAGGCUUUGCGGGAAAUGCGCUCGGAGUACGCUGAGAUCAAGUUUACCGCUGAUUCGAAGUUGGCAGAAGCGAACGCAAUUGUUGCAAGUAUUGACGAGAAGUCCUUAGAGUUCGAGGCAAAGAUGCACAGUGCUGAAGCCAAACUUGCCGAGAUCAGCAGAAAGAGUUCAGAAAUCGAGAGAAAGCAACAAGAUCUUGAGGCUAGAGAAGCUGAUCUCCAAAAGAAAAGAUUAUCUUUCAUUACAGAGCGAGAGGCCCAUGAAUCUAAUUUCUCUAAGCAGAGGGAGGACUUACUAGAGUGGGAAAGAAAACUCCGCGAGUCGGAGGAAAGGAUAGGUGAUAGACAAAGGAUUUUAAAUCAAAGAGAGGAGAGGGCGAAUGAGAAGGACAAGAUUUAUAAGCAGAAAGAGAAGGACCUCGAGGAUGUACAGAAGAUGAUAGAUGAAGCUACUUCGACUUUGAAACAGAAAGAAGAUGACAUCAGCAGCAGGGUAUCAAAAUUGGCAAUAAGAGAGAAGGAAUAUGAAGCUUUGCAGAAGAACUUGGAAAUGAAAGAGAAAGAGUUGCUCGUUCUAGAAGAAACGCUUAAAGAAAGAGAACAGGUUGAAAUCCAGAAGCUCCUUGAUGAACACAAUGAGAUUCUAGAUGCAAAGAAGCGCGAAUUCGAACUGGAAAUCGAGCAAAAGAGAAAAUCUGUGGAUGAGGAGCUGGGAAACAAAGGAUUUGAACUGCAGAAAAAGGAAGCUGAGAUUAACCACAAAGAGGAGAAACUUGCAAAGAAAGAACAAGCACUGGAGAAGAAGUCUGAAAAACUCAAGGAGAAAGAGGAGGACUUCCAGUCAAAACUAAAAGAUCUGAAAGAGAGGGAGAGGUUGCUCAGAUCUGAGGAGAAGAAUCUGGAGGCUGAGAAAAAACAGCUACUUGUUGAGAAGGAGGAGUUGGUUAAUUUAAAGACUAGGCUUGAGAAGAUAAGAGCGGACAAUGAGGAACAGUUGCUGAAGAUUCGUAAAGAGAAGGAUCAACUGAAAGUAACCGAGGAAGAAAGGUCAGAAUAUGUACGUUUGCAGUGGGAACUGAGGCAAGAAAUAGAGAAAUGCAGGGUGCAGAAAGAAAUGCUUCUGAAGGAAGCUGAGGACUUGAAGCAGCAGAAGGAAAUGUUUGAGAAAGAGUGGGAGGUGCUUGACGAGAAAAAAGCGGAGGUUGAGAAAGGGUUAAAGGAUCUCUCUCAGGAAAAGGAGAAAUUCCAAAAAUUAAAGGAGGCUGAAGAGGAGAGGUUGCAGAAGAAGUUGCUGGAGACAGAAGAGGAGAUAAAGAGGGAACUUGAAAAUCUUAACUUGGCCAAGGAAACUUCUGCAGCCAGAUUGGAGCAUGAGAAGUCAGUUCUGACUGAGCAGAUCCAGAGCGAGAGAAGCCAAAUGCUACGAGAUUUUGAGCUUAAGAAGAAGGAGCUUGAGAGCGAUAUGCAGAAAAAAUUGGAAGAGCAGGAGAAUGAUUUGUGUUAUAGAAAGAAGUUGUUCGAGGAGGAAAAGGAGAGAGAACUCGGCAACAUUAGCUACCUGAGAGAGUUGGCCAGAAGAGAAAUGGAAGAAAUGAAGCAGGAACGUCUGGUAAUGGGAAAAGAAAGAGAAGAGUUUUCAGCUAAUAAGAAGCACCUUGAAGAGGAGCAGACUGAAAUACGUAGAGACAUUGACAAGCUCAUGGUCCUCAGCCAGAAAAUGAAGGAGCAGAGGGAGAAAUUUAACAAGGAGAGGCAACGCUUCAUUUCAUUUGUGGAGAAACAGAGUAGCUGCAGUAACUGUGGGGAAUGUACUCGUGAAUUUGUUGUUUCAGACAUGCAGUGUUUGUCUGAGAUUGAGAACCUAGACAUCCCUCAAUCCAAAUUUGCUGUAGUUUACCACAAGGAAGGGUUCAGUAAAGAUCAGGAAGCUAUUGAAGGGCAAAAAAGCGACGCAUCUCCUCAUCAAGUUGGUUCAAGAACCCCAGUAUCCGCUGGAACAAUGUCUUGGCUUCGGAAAUGCACAUCAAAGAUAUUUAACUUCUCCCCAGGCAAGAAGGAUGAGUUCCAUCCUGUUCAGAACUUGACUUUGGAGGGCACUGUUCCUGUCGAUCAAGCCAGUGCUGAGGAGCAAUCGAAAGUUUCUGGUGAAAAUGAUAUUGAGGUCUCUCUUGCUGCAGUAAGUGCUUCUGAAGAUGUGCAGAGGCUUCCAUCUGGGCAAGAGAUUUUAGUCGAUGAACAAAGUAAUGUCAACAUCGCAGAAGAUUCCCAUCCGUCUGAUUUAAGGAGUGGCAAACAUGAGGUUCGCAAGAGAGGGAGGGCAAGGGUUGACAGAACAAGAACCAUGAAGCAGGUUGUGAAAGAUGCAGAAGCUAUCCUGGGGGAAGGAUUAGAAACAAAUGAGAGGAGGCGGCAAAAUGGAAAUGCAGAGGAGUCUGCUCACACUAAUCUCGAUAGUAGGGAAGAGUCUAGCCUUGCUGAGAGAGGAAAGCGAGGAAAUGGUCGGAAGCGUACUCGAGCAAGUCAUCAUGACGGUGAUGAGACUGAAGGGCAUUCUGAUAGUGUCACAGGGAACCAGCAGCGUAAGAGGCGACAGAAACCUGCUGCAGCUGGACAACCUCCAGUUGAGCCUCGCUACAAUCUCCGAAGACCCAAGGGAAGAGGGACGGGGGCAGCGACGUCAAGAGCAUCUUCAGACCUGAAUGAAAGGAAAAAGAAUGAUGCCCAGGGUGAUGGGCUGCUGGAAGUCGUUAAUUCCAAGGCUGCGCCUGCACACUCUGUUACAGUUGCCAGUGAGAAUGGGGGGAGCACACAUUUUGUGCGGUGUGGGACUGCGGCCAAUAUGGAGGAUACAACAAAAGAGUUGGCCCCCAACAACCCGGCUUUGAGUGAGGAAGUGAAUGGGACGCCGGACAGGGUCAGAGAAGGCAGUGACUACAACGCCCUUGAGAGCGGGGACAGCGAUGAGGAGCGCGAGCACCCUGGGGAGGUCUCAAUGGGGAAGAAGCUGUGGACUUUCUUCACGACAUAAACUGGCAGAAAUUGCCCAUCUUUGGUGUGAGUUUUCUAGUGGAGUUUUUUUUUUUUUUUUUCUUUUUUUCUUUUUUUCUUUUGAAGAUAUGUGGUAGUAAGUGUGUAUUUUCAAGGCUUUUUCAUGGUAGUUUGGUGAAACUAGGGAAGGAAAGGUUGAUUCGGCCGGCCCCUCAGGUUGUCUUUCUUUUAAUUAGGGUUAGGACAGUAGGGGUCUCUCUCUCUCUCUCUCUCUCUCUCUCUGUAUUUUCUUAGGUGAUUUGAUGAGGCAAAUGACUAAACACCGCAAGAACCUCUACUCUGCCCCUGCUUCGGUUCGAAAUUGAUUUGUAUCAAAUGCUUGUAAUUUUUUCGCCUCGUAUAUUUAACUUCUCUCGCUCUCUCUA
Molecule: messenger RNA, 4271 nt
Organism: Punica granatum (pomegranate)
Lineage: Eukaryota; Viridiplantae; Streptophyta; Magnoliopsida; Myrtales; Lythraceae
Source: RefSeq, a predicted model, not a curated record